This is a messenger RNA of Aspergillus eucalypticola CBS 122712, 2838 nucleotides long. RefSeq names its product serine/threonine protein kinase ATG1 (gene atg1). Bases 1 to 2838 code for a protein of 945 amino acids. NCBI's taxonomy places the organism in Eukaryota, Fungi, Ascomycota, Eurotiomycetes, Eurotiales, Aspergillaceae. Gene Ontology annotation, biological process: protein autophosphorylation; peptidyl-serine phosphorylation; autophagy. The record is from RefSeq and is a predicted model, not a curated record. The transcript is spliced from 4 exons. Gene Ontology annotation, molecular function: ATP binding; protein serine/threonine kinase activity. Gene Ontology annotation, cellular component: autophagosome; cytoplasm.
AUGGCAUCUGCACAUCAUUCCAGGAGGUCCAAUGAGGGCCCUCAUGGCGAGAUGCCCAUUGGCCAUUACACUCGGCUGAACGAGAUCGGUCGAGGGAGUUUUGCCGUGGUCUACCAAGGUGUUCAUACGAGAUCACGCACAUAUGUGGCAAUCAAAUCGGUUACCAUGACCAAACUCAGCAGGAAGCUUAAGGAGAACCUCGCCUCUGAGAUUUCCAUUCUUAAACAGCUCCACCAUCCCCAUAUCGUCGCUCUCCUUGACUGCCACGAUACGACCUCCAAUAUUCAUUUGGUGAUGGAAUUCUGUGCUAUGGGGGACCUUUCCCACUUCAUCAAGGGGCGCCAUACCCUGCGGGACUACAGCGCAUACACACGGGAAUUGAUAGCGAAGUACCCCAAUCCUGGGGAUGGUGCGGGCCUCAACGAGGUGAUCGUCCGCCACUUCCUCAAACAACUUUCGAGCGCACUCAGAUUCCUUCGGGAUCGUGAUUUGAUUCAUCGGGACAUCAAACCCCAGAAUCUGCUGCUCUGUCCUGCACCGUCGUCUUACCGCAGUGGGGCUGCUGAAUUUGUACCUUUCAAGAGCAGCGAGGACUCCUUCAGCCCAAAGACCGGACUGGAGUCUCUGCCAAUGCUAAAGCUUGCUGACUUUGGCUUCGCCCGGUCUUUGCCGGCCACCUCUCUCGCGGAGACUUUGUGUGGCUCGCCAUUGUACAUGGCCCCUGAGAUCUUGCGAUACGAGAAAUACGACGCGAAGGCAGACCUAUGGUCUGUGGGCACGGUACUCUAUGAGAUGGUAGUCGGGAAGGCCCCGUUUCGUGCAGUGAACCAUAUUGAACUCAUCAAAAAAAUCGAAAAAAAUAAGGACCAAAUAUCAUUUCCGCCGACGAAUCGUGUGUCGGAGGACAUCAGGAACCUCAUUAGAGGUCUCCUGAAGCAGCACCCAAUGGAUCGGAUGAAUUUCGAUGUUUUUUUCGCGCACAAGGUUCUCACAGAACCGAUUCCCGGUCUGGUAGCGGAUGACACUCCCCUCGGGCGUUCUCCGGCCGACCUAACACCUCGACCUGGUUCCGGGUCAAGGCGUAGCACGCCCGUUCAAAUGAAACGUGAGAAUGCGCUGUCUGCUGGAGUCCGGGAUGAGCCAUCGACUUACCCGGCGGCUCAACGAGCCAUGACACAGAGCCCUCGGCCAGAGACCCCUUCAACGCCUAUGCGGAGGACUGGAAGUGCGGGCAAGCAUCAUGCUGCUCCGAAUGAGCCCACACCGCCAGCAUCUCAUCCCACAAGGCCGAGCCCAGUGUCUCUGGCGACUGCCCCUGGCCGCCAGGAGCAUGUCGAUCGCCCUCCCACGACGGCCGUCUUGGAACAGCAACGGAGACGUACGGCAUCCUCGGGAGUGCCCCAAGUUGACAAACCCGCCGAGAAAGCGAAGGACGAAAAGGAGCAUGCUGCACAAGAGGUAGCAUUUGAGAGGGACUACGUGCUUGUGGAGAAGCGUGCGGUAGAGAUGAAUGCUUUUGCUGACGAACUGGCCUACAACCCACGAAUGCAGGGUGGCCAAGGAGGUGCAGUUUCCCGGCGUUCGGGAGCGGCUCCAGGCACACCGCCGGCCGGGGGGUCGUCGCCUCAUGCGUCGCCCAGCAAAGCCAUGCAAAUCAUCUCAGGGCGUUCCCGUGCCGAUUCAACCCACGUCCGUCAAAAUUCAUACGAUCGCCGCUAUGGACAAAGCCCUACGUCGGCUACAUCGGCCAUCUCAAAGGCUCUCAAUAUGGCCAGCGGACGUUUGUUUGGAAUGAGUUUCUCACCACCCCUGACCAUCACGAAAGGCGGACGCUCGCCUCCGUUGGCCUACAAUCCGUUUCCCGCAUACCCCAGUGCCCAAACGAGCUUGAUUGUCCACGCGGAUGGGGGCAAGCACGGUGCCAACUUGGACGAAGAUAGCAAAACCGUCCAUGAUCUCGAGGAGUGUGCCACGCGCAGUGAUGUCGUGUACGGGUUUGCCGAAGUCAAGUACAAGCAGCUGAUUCCACUAGCACCAUCUGCCGCCACUGGGUUUUCGGGAGACCCAGCAUCGGAUGCUGUCGAUUCGGCGGAUGGUGGACUCACGGUCGAUGCUAUUGUGACCUUGUCUGAGGAAGCCCUGGUUCUCUACGUUAAGGCCCUGUCAUUGCUGGCGAAAUCGAUGGAUAUUGCGCGUGUAUGGUGGACUCGCAAGAGCCGGGGCGAUACGCUCAGCAGAGCGGAUACUGGAAGCACCGUUGCGGGCAAUCGGAUUAACAAUGUCGUCCAGUGGGUGCGCAACCGGUUCAACGAGGUGCUGGAGAAAGCCGAAUUUGUCCGGCUCAAAUUAGUUGAAGCGCAGAAGAGACUGCCCUCGGAUCAUCCCAGCCAUCCCAGCAACCUGUCGGUUGCAUCCUCUUUAGGCUCCGGAACCUCUGCCGAUGUGGUGGUCAGCCCCGACGUGACAGCAGAGAAGCUCAUGUACGAGCGCGCAUUGGAGAUGAGCCGAGUGGCGGCUAUCAAUGAAAUCACCGGCGAGGAUUUAGCCGGUUGUGAAAUCUCGUAUGUCACUGCCAUCCGGAUGCUCGAAGCCAUCCUGGAUGAUGUGGAAGUAUCCCGAUCGGGCCAAAACGGCGGCGCUGAUAGAGCCGACGGCCGGCGGGACAACGAGGAUGGCGGACAGAACGAGCCCCAGGCGGUGAUUCUGGCGAAAAUGAUAUCGAAGAUCCGGAAUCGCCUGGCGUCGCUCCGGAAGAAACUGGCGCUGCUGUCGAAUCGGUACACGCCCCCGUCCAUCUCCCCUGCAGUGGGAGCCACGCCGCCCGAAAUAAGACGUUGA